UAUAAAAACCUCCUUCCAUGUGUACUCAUUGGCUUGCGUAGACGACUAUCUCGCCGGACGCCCGCCCAGCCGUUCAAAGAAGCCUUUCGCCAGAUCCCUUCCUGUCCACUUGACUCUUCGGAGCCAUCAAUCCGGUUCUGAAGCCGCCCACCGAUUCUGGAACUCCCGCUUCAUUGGGCCUCGGGUCUUCUCGGAUCUCCUCGAUUUGCCCCCCCAGCGCCGGCAGCCCGCAGCCCACUGCCUCGGAAAGCUGUCGAUCUCGAGGCGCCUCCCGCCCACUGCCCCUCGCGGCACUCCGAUUGGCCGCUCGCCUCCAGAGCCCGUGAUUGGGGUCCCGGGAGCAGCAGCCGCCUUCCAUUGGCCCGGCCGCGCCGUCCGUCAAGCCGGCGUCGGGAGGGGGCGUCCCUCUCCCCCCUCGUCGUCUUUCCAGCCGCUGGGUUCCCAGAGUGCUCCGCGGCCGUGUGGAGCGAGGCCUUGUUCCCGCGUUGAGCCGCUGCUGCCGCCGCCGCCUCCUCAGCUUCAGCCUCCGCGCCAGGCCCGGCCCCGCCGCGCCAUGUCGGACUACAGCACGGGAGGACCCCCGCCCGGGCCGCCGCCACCCGCCGGCGGGGGUGGGGGCUCCGGAGGAGCCGGGGGUGCCGGGGGAGGCCCGCCGCCGGGCCCGCCGGGCGCGGGGGACCGGGGCGGCGGCGGUCCAGGCGGCGGCGGCCCGGGCGGAGGGUCAGCCGGGGGUCCCUCGCAGCCGCCCGGCGGGGGUGGCCCGGGAAUCCGCAAGGACGCCUUCGCAGACGCAGUGCAGCGGGCCCGCCAGAUCGCAGCUAAAAUUGGAGGUGAUGCCGCUACAACAGUGAAUAACAGCACUCCUGAUUUUGGUUUUGGAGGCCAAAAGAGGCAGUUAGAAGAUGGAGACCAACCGGAGAGCAAGAAACUGGCUUCCCAGGGAGACUCCAUCAGUUCUCAGCUCGGACCCAUCCAUCCUCCCCCCAGGACUUCAAUGACAGAAGAGUACAGAGUCCCAGACGGCAUGGUGGGACUAAUCAUUGGCAGAGGAGGCGAACAGAUUAACAAAAUCCAGCAGGAUUCAGGCUGCAAAGUGCAGAUCUCUCCAGACAGCGGUGGCCUACCCGAGCGCAGUGUGUCCUUGACAGGAGCCCCGGAGUCUGUGCAGAAAGCAAAGAUGAUGCUGGAUGACAUCGUCUCUCGGGGUCGUGGGGGCCCCCCAGGACAGUUCCACGACAAUGCCAACGGGGGCCAGAAUGGCACAGUGCAGGAGAUCAUGAUCCCCGCAGGGAAGGCCGGCCUGGUCAUCGGCAAAGGUGGAGAGACGAUUAAGCAGCUGCAGGAACGGGCUGGAGUGAAGAUGAUUUUAAUCCAAGAUGGAUCCCAGAACACAAACGUGGACAAACCGCUCCGGAUCAUCGGAGACCCUUACAAAGUACAGCAAGCCUGCGAGAUGGUGAUGGACAUCCUUCGGGAGCGUGACCAGGGUGGCUUUGGGGACCGGAAUGAGUAUGGAUCCCGGAUCGGCGGGGGCAUUGAUGUUCCAGUGCCCAGGCAUUCUGUGGGGGUGGUCAUCGGCCGGAGUGGAGAGAUGAUCAAGAAGAUCCAGAAUGACGCAGGUGUUCGGAUACAGUUUAAACAAGAUGACGGGACGGGUCCUGAGAAGAUAGCUCACAUAAUGGGGCCCCCAGACCGGUGUGAGCACGCCGCGAGGAUCAUCAAUGAUCUCCUCCAGAGCCUCAGGAGUGGUCCCCCGGGCCCCCCAGGGGGUCCUGGCAUGCCCCCAGGGGGCCGAGGUCGAGGAAGAGGCCAAGGCAACUGGGGCCCUCCCGGUGGGGAGAUGACCUUCUCCAUUCCCACUCACAAGUGUGGGCUGGUCAUCGGCCGAGGUGGCGAGAACGUGAAAGCCAUAAACCAGCAGACGGGCGCCUUUGUAGAGAUCUCCCGGCAGCUGCCACCCAACGGGGACCCCAACUUCAAAUUGUUCAUCAUCCGGGGCUCGCCCCAGCAGAUCGACCACGCCAAGCAGCUCAUCGAGGAGAAGAUCGAGGGUCCCCUCUGCCCAGUGGGACCAGGCCCUGGGGGCCCAGGCCCUGCCGGCCCCAUGGGACCUUUCAACCCCGGGCCCUUCAAUCAGGGGCCACCUGGGGCUCCCCCUCAUGCUGGAGGUCCCCCUCCUCACCAGUACCCACCCCAGGGCUGGGGCAAUACCUACCCUCAGUGGCAGCCGCCUGCUCCUCACGACCCGAAUAAAGCCGCGGCUGCCGCCGCAGACCCCAACGCUGCCUGGGCCGCCUACUACUCACACUACUACCAGCAGCCCCCAGGCCCCGUGCCAGGCCCAGCACCGGCCCCUGCGGCCCCGCCCACCCAGGGCGAGCCCCCUCAGCCUCCACCUGCCGGCCAGUCGGACUACACUAAGGCCUGGGAGGAGUACUACAAGAAGAUCGGCCAACAGCCCCAGCAGCCCGGCGCACCCCCACAGCAGGACUACACAAAGGCCUGGGAGGAGUACUACAAGAAGCAGGCUCAAGUGGCCACGGGAGGGGGUCCGGGAGCACCCCCAGGCUCCCAGCCAGACUACAGUGCCGCCUGGGCCGAAUAUUACAGACAGCAAGCCGCUUACUACGGACAGACUCCAGGUCCUGGUGGCCCCCAGCCUCCACCCACACAGCAGGGACAGCAGCAGGCAAGUGGGAAUUGCCACCCUCCUCCUCCUCCUUUCUCCUUCCAACCCCCGGCUACCGUCCAUCCUGCCUUAGUGGGUAGCGCCGGAAAUCCCUUCCCCUGCGGGGUGUGUCCUUGAUGCCUGCAGCGGGGGCCGCGUGGCCAGAGGUCUCCGGGAGUCCCCACGCGCCGGGGGAAGUGUGUGCUGGGUCCAGAGGUUAAACGAAGAGGCCUCCCUCCGCCGGCCCGCUUGUUCCUGUGUAACGCUGUCAUGAUGCUGGGGGAGACCGCGCGAAACAAAUAAAAGGAAGAACUGUUGAACUGGUGGGUAGUCCUGGGGGUGGGGGGCAGGCCGUCCGCUCAGAUGCUGGUCGCCAUCCUGGCUGCUAACUCACUCACUCAAAAUCUGGCCACUUGGGAAGAAAACGGAUAUUUUUUCCCUUCUCUGCAUUACUUUCAUGGUUUUUGUUCUUUUGAUUCUUUUUUUUUUGAAACCACGAUCUCUCCCCGCGUGUCCAAGUGACUGUGUGUGCUGCAAGCGGCCCCGUGCGGCUCGGCCGUGGCCCGGCCGUGGCUCCUCCCGUGGCUCCUGUGGGCUGUGGGGAGGUGCUGAGGGGCCUGGGCCCUCCCGCUCCACCCAGGCUCGGCCUCUCUGCUCCCGUGCCCGCCUUGUGUCCUGGUCUUGUCUGUGAAGUGGGCAUGACGAUCGCUGCCACCUUCCAACCUACCUCACAGGGGUGUUGUGGGGACACCGUGAUCUCUGACUGUCAUGUUGUGAUGCGCCGGGCCGCCCGCCCUCCUUCUUGAAGACAGGGCCCCUCCCCCCUCCCCUCCCCUCCCCCGCUCCCAGCCCUGAGUGCUUCUUUCCCGCUCUCCCUCUCCCUCUCUCUGUCUCCCUCUCUCUCUGUCUCCCUCCUUCUCUCCCUCUCUCCCCCUCCCCCCCCUCCCUGCUGCUUCUCCUUCCUUUGUGUCACUCUCUCCUCCAUCAGGGAGCCAGUCUGACUUCAGCCGAGCCCCGGAGCACUGACUAGACAGCUACAGACACUUCCUUCGGCCUGCGCUCACCACAGGCUCAGGAGAGGGGCUUCCUAGCCCCCUCCUCGCCCCCGUCCCCCAGUCUCCCGCCUCCCCUCCCGUAGUGACCAAUUCCUAUCUCUUCCCUCUCCGCAGGCUCAAUGAAUCGAAUGAAUGUGAACUUCUUCAUCUGUGAAAAUCUUUUAUUAUUUUUUUUCCAUUUUGUUCUGUUUGGGGGCUUUUUGUUUGUUUUUCUUCCGUUUGUUUGUCGAGAGAGCGAUGGCUGCCAAGGAGGGGGUGCCUGGGGAGCCCUCGCUGUGAGUGGCUUGGAGAUUGCAGCACAGGCAGUGCCGGGCUCUCGCUCUCUCGCUCAUUCUGUGUGUCUCACAUGCUUUUUUUCUUUCAAAAUUGGGAUCUUUCAUGUUGAGCCAGCCAUAGAAGAUAGCGAGAACUAAAUCUCUGCAAAAAAAAAAAAAAAAAUUAAAAAGCGAAACAAAACCUAUGAAAUUAUAUAUAUAUAUAUUAAAAAAUCUCUAUCAUCCCCCCCCCGCCCCACCCCAGCGUUCCUGACACUGCCUCUUUCAGGAGAAAGCAAUUCAUUCACUCCCUACUACCACCCUUGGCCCUCUUCAUGUUUUUAAAAUAAACUUUUAAAAAGGAAAAAAAGUCACUCUUGCUAUUUCUUUUUUUUAGUUAGAGUUGGAACAUUCCAUGGACCAGGUAUUGGUAUUGCAGGAACCCUGCCCCGCCCCACGUCAGGCAGCCCCUCACUCAGCCUCUCUGCUCCUCCUCUCGCUCUUCCUUCCGCCCCAGCCCAGCUCCCCCACCGCCCACCCCUCCCGCCCCCCACCCCCAGGACUGGUCUGUCGUGUUUCAUCGGUUCAAGAGGACAUUGAAACUGAAAACAGUUGAGAACAAAAACAAAAAAUUGUAUGGCAGUUUUUACUUUUUAUCGCUCGUUUUUAACUUCACAAAUAAAUGAUAACAAAACCUCCCCGUGUCUGCCGGGUGCCGUCUCUCUCUUUCUCUCCCCGUAGACUUUUGAAGCAGAUGUUUGUUCUUUAUAGAUGUUGUAAAAGCCUGAUGAUGGUGAUUGGAAAUUACAAGCUUUGUGUUGUGUUGGUUUUUUUUUUUUUAACCGGAAUUAUAAGAAAAGAUAGUUUUCUGCAGGCGCAUUGUGCUUUCCUAACUCUGCCCCCCACCCCUUUUUUGGUUAAAUAAAGUGCUUUUUGUCUAAAA
Mesoplodon densirostris (Blainville's beaked whale) is the source of this 4920-nucleotide messenger RNA. It is a transcript of the gene KHSRP, whose product is annotated as KH-type splicing regulatory protein. NCBI's taxonomy places the organism in Eukaryota, Metazoa, Chordata, Mammalia, Artiodactyla, Ziphiidae. The transcript has 19 exons. Gene Ontology annotation, biological process: regulation of DNA-templated transcription. Gene Ontology annotation, cellular component: nucleus; cytoplasm. Gene Ontology annotation, molecular function: mRNA binding. The coding region runs from base 554 to 2806 and encodes 750 amino acids. The record is from RefSeq and is a predicted model, not a curated record.